Molecule: messenger RNA, 648 nt
Organism: Hyaloscypha bicolor E
Lineage: Eukaryota; Fungi; Ascomycota; Leotiomycetes; Helotiales; Hyaloscyphaceae
Product: HET-domain-containing protein
Exons: 3
Source: RefSeq, a predicted model, not a curated record
UAUGCUACUCUAAGCUACUGUUGGGGGACGACAAUGCCACCAGGCAGUGUAACUACUCAUGAUAAUAUUGGGAAGCGGUUGAAGCGUCUAGAAGCCUCCAGCCUUCCUCAAACUUUACGGGAUGCCUUCAGAGUUACACGUCAACUUGGAAUUCGGUAUCUCUGGGUGGAUGCUUUGUGCAUUAUUCAGGAUGACCCAAAUGACUGGGCCACCGAGGCAGCAAAUAUGGCAUCUAUAUAUGAUAAUUGUCUGGUCAGCAUUGCCGUGGAACUUGGGUCAGAUUGUACUGCUGGCUUCCUCCGCCAUACCCCUGAACAACAAGACUUUUGUACCCCGCUUUCAGAACGUGGAUGGACUUAUCAAGAAAGAUACUUGUCUCCCAGAAUCCUACAUUUUAUUGGCGCUCAAAUCGUCUGGGAGUGUCGUGUUGCGAAGCUGGGAUUGCAGUCUGUGAAGACAGUAAAUCGGGAAAAACUGCGCGAACAUUGGUAUUACGAUAUUGUGCCCGAAUACUCCCGACGCAAGUUGAGCCGGAAAUCAGAUAAAUUGCCAGCAAUCACUGGAAUUGCCAAGUCAUUCAGGCAGAGAUCCGAGGAUGUUUACUUCGCCGGCCUCUGGCUAGGUGAUAUUUCGUAUAGUUUGAGUUGG